AAUUCAACUCCUAAAUUAGAUCGGGUGAACAAUGGCGACGUUUGAGCUUUACCGGAGGUCAACGAUCGGGAUGUGCUUGACGGAGACUUUAGACGAGAUGGUUUCAACCGGUACUCUCAGCCCUGAGUUCGCUAUUCAGGUUCUCGUCCAGUUCGAUAAGUCUAUGACUGAAGCCCUGGAAAGUCAAGUGAAGAGCAAGGUUAACAUCAGUGGACAUCUGCAUACCUAUAGAUUUUGCGACAAUGUUUGGACCUUCAUCUUACAGAAUGCUGUGUUUAAGAACGAGAAUUCUCAGGAGAAUAUUGGUCGGGUGAAAAUAGUAGCAUGCGACUCAAAGCUGCUCUCACAAUGA
Durio zibethinus is the source of this 352-nucleotide messenger RNA. The record is from RefSeq and is a predicted model, not a curated record. Lineage: Eukaryota; Viridiplantae; Streptophyta; Magnoliopsida; Malvales; Malvaceae.